GAAAACAGUUCAAAACCCUCGGCCGAAUAGUAAGGCAAAGCCGCAAAGGCUUAUCCUUCCGAGUUUCCACCCUUUACAAUGGCGAGCGCUCCCGCCGGCUUUGCCCCCACCGUCGCUGCUUCCACAAGCUUCGGCUUCAGCCGCUUCACUAUCGUGGCAUGCCCCUUCCCCUCGCGCACUCAUCUUCCAGCGGCCUCCUCCGUUGGGGUUCGCAAUCAGCAGCGCGCGUCCACUGCCACCGCCUGCCUGCCGCCGCCGAAUACCUCCCAUGGCGCCGCCACCAGGCUGUACGUCAGCGGUCUUUCGUUCCGCACAACCGAACGGAGCCUCCGGGACGCGUUCGAGAAGUUUGGUGACCUUACGGAAGUUUGUCUCGUGAUGGAUAGAGUAGCGAAGCGACCGAGAGGUUUCGCUUUCCUUUCUUACACCGGGGAGGAGGAAGCCAGGGGCGCCAUGGAAGGGAUGCACGGGAAGUUCCUGGAUGGCAGAGUGAUCUUUGUCGAGGUUGCGAAACGAAGAGCUGAAGCCUGAAGGAUCGCGCCCAAAUAUUGCUAAAAAAAAACUUGAUUGUUGGUUCCAGCAAAGUCCCUGAUGAGACACACAUUGAUGCAGGCAAGGUUUAGGUGAAGUUUAGAUGUGAACAGAGGAACCGAAGAAACCUUAGGGCUUGUUUGGGUAACCUUGGAUUAGAAUGGAUUGAGGGGGUAUAAGGUGUAUUGAAGUGUAAUAUGAACUAAUUUCUCUUUCAAUCCCUAAAAUACACUUCAAUCCACUUCAAUCCCUCUUUAUCCAAACAAGGCCUUAGCAACAUUCGGUCGUGUAGCUGUUGUCAUUUCAUUGUUUUACAAAACAACAUUCGUAAUUUACAUAUAUAGGUCAUACAAUAUGGUCUCCUACUACAACUA
This is a messenger RNA of Zea mays, 905 nucleotides long. RefSeq names its product organelle RRM domain-containing protein 6, chloroplastic. The transcript has 4 exons. Gene Ontology annotation, cellular component: chloroplast. Gene Ontology annotation, molecular function: RNA binding. Lineage: Eukaryota; Viridiplantae; Streptophyta; Magnoliopsida; Poales; Poaceae. The record is from RefSeq and is a predicted model, not a curated record. Gene Ontology annotation, biological process: cytidine to uridine editing; chloroplast mRNA modification. The coding region runs from base 79 to 531 and encodes 150 amino acids.